UGACAACAAGAUGGCGGUAGUUGGAGUGAGGGCUGAGAGUGGAUAAACUUUGCUGUUUGCAACCGGGAGAAGAGGGUUCACGCGCUCUUGUCGUUCGAGAUGAUGGAGGUGGCGGCGACGAUUAGUGAGGGCGAUAUUCUGCUCGACGAGUCAGUGGAGGAGGAAGAGGACGUGCAAGAGCAGGAGGACAUGAUGUGGCAGAUGCUGGAGGAGAUGGUGCGGGUGUGCGCUGACGAGGCUCUGGAGGAGGCUGUGCAGGAACUGGCCGAGGAGCUGCUGGACGAGCUGCUGGACGAGGAGAGCAAUGGGGUGGUGGAAGACUUCUACCAGGAGCUGCUGGACAGCGCCCUGAGCAGCAGCGAAAGCAGUUGCUUGGAGGAAUGCGAGAGCCCAGCGGAGACGGUGUUGCAGGAAGAAUUUGAUAGUGUACUAACAGAAGAUGUACUAGCGAAAGGUCUAUCAAACCUGAGACAUUCAGCAACUGGAUUAGAACAGACCUAUCUUCAUCUCUCCCUUCCUAAUUGCAAACUACGUGACAUCUCUAUUCUUUAUGAUUACAUUCACCUCCAGAAGUUGGAACUCCCUUAUAAUAAACUAAGAGAUUUGCAUUGCAUUAGUUGCAUGCCCUACCUGCUGCAGCUGGAUGCCUCACACAAUGAAUUGAACUCACUGGCUGAUCUAAAACUACCCAAAAAUAUAAAGGAAGUAGAUUUUUCCCACAACCAGAUAUCUAAUAUGAAUGAUCUAUCAGACUAUCAGUUCCUCUUUAAAUUGAAUUUGGACAAUAAUCAAAUCCAAACAAUUGAAGGCUUGAGGAACUGUAAAAGUCUCAGCUACCUCCGCCUAGCAGAAAAUAAACUUUCGAAAGUUUGUGGUUUGGACAACUUGCCAAUUAAGUUCCUUUGCCUCCAAGGUAACAAGAUCACAGAUGUGAAGGGACUGGAAAAACUGAAAUGUCUGCGCAAGCUUGAUUUGUCAAACAAUAAAAUAGAAUCUUUGAGAGGUUUGGCAGACCAUGACCUUCUGGAAACAAUCAAUCUGCAGAACAAUCAGGUCAGAGAACUGAAUGAAAUUAAACACUUGCAAAACCUUGGACUUCUACGGGUUUUGAAUCUUCUGUGGAACCCAAUACAGGAACACCCAGAUUAUUUAUACUGGAUUCUUUACAUGGUGCAGAAACUGACUGAGCUGGAUCUUAAGAAAGUGAAAUCAGCUGAUAAGGUUAAGGCAAUCAACAAAUAUAACCCUCCAGCUGAAGUGGUAGCUGCCAAUGACCACAUUACCCAUAUAAUGUAUAGUUUUCAGCAGCUCCAGAGGAUUUAUGACAGCACCUUGCCUAACUUAGAUAUUCCGUUUCCCAUGCUGGUUCUGGUGGGGCCCCAGGCCAGUGGAAAGCGAGAACUUGCUCACAUGCUUUGCCAAGAAUUCAGCAACUAUUUUGGAUAUUGUAUCUGUCACACGAGCCGGACUCCAUAUUAUGGAGAAGAAGACGGGUGCGAUUACCAUUUUGUAACUGAGCAAACAUUUGAAGAAAUGAUCCAACUGGGGAAAUUUAUUGAGACAAUAAAAUACAAUGGACAUUAUUUCGGGCUCAGCAGAGAUGCAUUAGAAGCUGUUGCCAGAGAGGGAUUAGCCUGCUGUAUUCAUAUGGAACUUGAGGGAGUGCGCAGCUUGAAGAAGACUUACUUUGAGCCUCGAUACAUUCUGCUGAUUCCAAUGAGUAAAGAAAAGCACAAGAAAAGGUUACUUCUAAGAGGGCUGUACGAUCAAUCACAAAUUGAUUUUGCUGUAUCCAGAGUCGGCACCUAUAUCAGUAUGACUCAGGAUAACCCAGGAUAUUUUGAUGCUGUUAUUAACAGCGAUGACCUUAUGCAGGCAUAUCUGCAGCUGAGCCAGCUGCUCCAUGGGUACCUGAGCCUCAAUGAUCAAACAGGCAAUGAAAAAGACAAAGCUAUGAAUGGAAACAAAUGGCAGGCAACUGACUUGUCAAAGAAUACACCGACUGAAGUUAACCAGUCAAGCCAGUAUAAAAUUUCAUCAUCCAGUGAAUUAAUGGAUUCCUCUACAAGGAACUACUCUUCUAGAAUACAGGCUAGACUGUCAGCAGAAAAAACACUCUUGGAACAAUAUUCUUUGGAACAACGCCAGAAGGUGGCACGGGAAGCUGUAAAGGGAAAACCUGCAGGACCAUGCACCUAUCUGUUCAAAAGGGUUCGAAAUGUCCCCACCAUCACCAGCACUACCGGUGCUGUAUCAAAAAUCACAUCCUAUACAUCUCUUAUCCCUGUUGUCAAUUCAACUGAUUAUGAAGGGAGCUCACGCAGCUUAUCUCAUUCAAUCAGCUCUGAAGCAACCGGAGAACAUUUUCAGGAGUCCUCAUUUUCAUCUGUCGAAGUAUUUUCAGAAAUGAUUAAAGCUAUAGAUCUAGAAACUGAUUCCUCGAUGGAUGCUGUCUCUCAGGCAAUACUAUCUGAAUAUAAACUCAUGGCAACCUCAAGCUUCAGGAAAAUAGCAGAAGGUGAUCAGAUUUCUUUACUCACUCUAGAGGAAGCAAAGCCAGAACCAUGUAAAGAAGAAAAUGUUACAUGCAAAUAUUCUUCAAUCCGAAAUACCCCAUCUCCUUCUCUGCGACUUGGAUCUAACAUCAAGCCUAUUUUGCCUCCAAUUCCAUCAGGGCGAACAAGAGCUGAGAUCCCCGACAGUCCAUAGCAAGCUGUCUGUACAUUAAAAUGAAAAUUUAAAAAAUUUUAACUCCAGACUUAAAGCUGUUCCUGUAAUACAAAUGUUAAAAGUA
Messenger RNA from Stegostoma tigrinum, 2794 nucleotides. It is a transcript of the gene lrguk, whose product is annotated as leucine-rich repeats and guanylate kinase domain containing. The transcript is spliced from 20 exons. Gene Ontology annotation, cellular component: cytosol. Bases 100 to 2709 code for a protein of 869 amino acids. Gene Ontology annotation, molecular function: protein binding; GMP kinase activity. The record is from RefSeq and is a predicted model, not a curated record. Lineage: Eukaryota; Metazoa; Chordata; Chondrichthyes; Orectolobiformes; Stegostomatidae.